Biomphalaria glabrata is the source of this 803-nucleotide messenger RNA. RefSeq lists its product as uncharacterized. The coding region runs from base 104 to 715 and encodes 203 amino acids. The record is from RefSeq and is a predicted model, not a curated record. The transcript has 4 exons. Lineage: Eukaryota; Metazoa; Mollusca; Gastropoda; Planorbidae.
GUCCACGUUUACAUCGCCAUCUUCUGGUAUACGUGUGUAAUCAUAAAGUCUUGAAUUCCAUUAUUUUCGUCACACUUGAAAGAAACAGUUCUUAACAUUCAUCAUGAAUAUCUUCAUCUUCUUUCUUCAUUUACUUUGUUUGAUGAGGACAACUUUAGGACUUUACGUUUACGGUCAUCCUGCCUUUAAUGUAAACAACUAUCCUGACCCGAAGCCAAUUCCUGAAACCUGCCGAAACUUUUCUGGCUAUCAACUAUAUCGCAACAAGAAUGUACAGUUGUGUUUGAAGUUUCAUAUGUUUGGCGCUCCUGUUUCAUUCGAAACAGCUGAAAAUUAUUGUAAAAAGGAGUCAGGAACCGUAGGAGUCUUUGAACUAAAAGAGAAGCUGGAAAUUCUGCAACAACAAACAAGAUGUGUUUGGGUGAAUUUUGUAUUAAAACAAAUAGCUACUAGGCUAUUUUUUUUCGGAUAUCGUGAGUUUUUCGAAAAAUACACAGACGAAAAGCAUAAAUUUCUUUUUUACAAAGAUUAUCCGAAUCACCCUCUCUACAGUAAAUUGGCUGACAUGCGUUCAAAAGGAGCUGGUUGUGGUCUUUACCAUCCUAGUUACAGGCUGCUUUCAAUGGACAACUGUCUUCACCCUGGUUUAUACGAACCAACUUGUGCUUUCGGUGUUGUCUGUGAACAGUGGGAAUAUAUAAGAGACAAUCUUUAAGAAAAUUCAACUUUCAAAAAUAAAAUAAAAAGACCCUUUUAUGUUUGCGUUUUAAUCCUGAAAAAGAUUAAAAUCAGUUUCACGAUAA